Molecule: messenger RNA, 1848 nt
Organism: Colossoma macropomum (tambaqui)
Lineage: Eukaryota; Metazoa; Chordata; Actinopteri; Characiformes; Serrasalmidae
Gene: aldh3a2a
Product: aldehyde dehydrogenase 3 family, member A2a
Exons: 11
Coding region: 232-1737 (501 amino acids)
Biological process (GO): aldehyde metabolic process
Cellular component (GO): cytoplasm
Molecular function (GO): aldehyde dehydrogenase (NAD+) activity
Source: RefSeq, a predicted model, not a curated record
GUCGAGUAUCUUAUUAAACACAAACAUAAACUCCCCAGCUUCUCUCACUGAUGCUGCAGUUACAUGUUAAAGACUCUGCAGGGCAGAGUUUGACUUUGGCUGACAGUGUCCUCAGGUUUUAACGACUGACUGCCGGAUCCACAGAUAGUUUCCUUCACUAACAGUGUGUUUCGCAGUUUUGACCUCAGCAAUGAAUGAAGAGUAACUUACUCGAGAAAAUUAUUUGCUGUGAUGUGGCAGCUGACAGAGGUUCACUCCUGCCUAUCAAGAAUGUCCCGAGAGCAGUUGGUGGUUCAGCAGGCCAGGAAGGCAUUCCUAACAGGGAGAUCUAAACCCCUGGAUUUCAGAACUCAGCAGCUGAAAAGCCUAAAGCGGUUCAUCACAGAAAGACAGAAGGAGAUCACUGAUGCUCUCAAGAGGGACUUGAACAAGAGUGAGAAUGCAACACUGUUUUAUGAGCUCCUUGGCCUUGAGGGAGAGAUCAACCUGGCUCUCAGCAAGCUCUCAGAGUGGGCAGCCCCUCGACCUGUGGCCAAAAACCUUCUCACCAUCUCAGAUGAGGUGUUCAUUCAGCCAGAACCUCUUGGUGUGGUGCUCAUCAUUGGAGCGUGGAAUUAUCCAAUAUCUGUUACCCUUCAGCCACUUGUGGGAGCUAUUGCUGCUGGUAAUGCAGCAGUGGUAAAGCCUUCAGAGGUCAGCGCUCACACAGCCAAGGUCAUGGAGCUCUUGCCUCUCUAUUUGGACCCGGAGAUGUACCCUGUGGUGACCGGAGGUGUUCCAGAGACGCAGGAGCUGCUGAAGCAGCGUUUUGACCACAUCUUCUACACGGGGAGCAGCACAGUAGGCAAAGUGGUUAUGGAAGCUGCUGCAUGCCACCUCACGCCAGUGACUCUGGAACUGGGAGGAAAAAGUCCCUGUUACAUCGAUAAGGACUGUGAUCUCAAAAUUGCCUGUCGGCGCAUUACAUGGGGGAAAUAUGUCAACUGUGGUCAGACGUGCAUUGCACCAGAUUACAUCCUCUGUGAACCUAGCAUCCAGAACAAAGUAGUGGAGGAGAUAAGAAAAUGCAUUAAGGAAUUUUAUACAGAGGACCCCAAGACCUUCAGAGACUAUGGACGUAUCAUCAAUCAGCGACAUUUCAAGAGGAUAAUGGCUCUGAUUGAGGAUAGCACAGUGGCUGUAGGAGGAGAAAAUGAUGAAUCCCAGUGCUACAUUGCUCCCACUGUCUUAAAGGAUGUAGUCCCAGAAUCAAAAGUGAUGCAAGAGGAGAUCUUUGGGCCUGUACUGCCAAUCGUCCCAGUAAAUGGAGUGAAUGAAGCCAUCCAGUUCAUCAACGAGAGAGAGAAACCUUUGGUGCUGUAUGUUUUCUCUUCCAGUAAAAAGGUAAUCAAGCAGAUGAUGGCAGAGACAUCCAGUGGAGGACUAUUAGCCAAUGACUGUCUUGUUCACUUUACCGUCAGUGACUUACCUUUCGGUGGUGUUGGUAACAGCGGGAUCGGUCAUUACCAUGGCAAAUACACGUUCGAUCAGUUGAGUCAUCUGCGCAGCUGUCUCCUCAAAAAGCUGAGCAUGGAGAGGGUUAAUCAGGUGCGCUAUCCUCCCCACUCUGCAGAGAAAGUGCGCUGGGCACGUUUGCUCCUCCUGAAGCAGGUGAACUUGGGCCGCUGGCGCCAGCUGGCACAUGCCGCGAUGCUGGCAGCGCUGGCUGCUUUCGUGAUACGGAGGUUCUUGCGAUAAGGCAGCUGAAAAGGAACGCUGACAGCCCUGUAUAUGGUUCUCCUGAAAACUCUUGUGAUAAAGGUUUAUCACACUUUUAUUGUUGGUCUAUUAAACCUUAACUGAAGAAUA